This is a messenger RNA of Colletotrichum paranaense, 486 nucleotides long. RefSeq lists its product as uncharacterized. The coding region runs from base 1 to 486 and encodes 161 amino acids. The transcript has a single exon. The record is from RefSeq and is a predicted model, not a curated record. NCBI's taxonomy places the organism in Eukaryota, Fungi, Ascomycota, Sordariomycetes, Glomerellales, Glomerellaceae.
AUGGAACGGUGUGGCGCCGUUGCAUCAUCGGACGAUGGAACAGAUCGUGUUACAGAACUCGCCCUCCCGCACGUCGAUCAGAUAAACUCUCUGGUAGCCGCUUUUCAGGACGACCAACCUCACCCCAUUCCCCACACAACCUUGCAUUUCGUGUGUCCCAGCUGGCCAGGCUCAAGGGGUCUGCUCAGCCUCGUCGUCGCACUUGCAGCCGCUCUCUCGCUGGGUAUCGAUUGGCUCACACUAUCUACUUUGGGCAUCUGUCUGGUCCCGGCUGUUGCUGCUGCUGCUACUGCUGCUGCUGCUGUUGCUGGCCUUCGUACAAUCCGGUGUAGUAGCCAGCAUAGUACCAUGACAUCAAAAGUCUCUUCAAACCCUCGUCUUGCACUACAAACCCCGAAGAAAGAGGGGCCCUCAGUCAGUCCGGUGUUCAAGUUUAAAAGAGGCUACUAUGCAACUGCCGUCCCAACUCUGGACAGUCCGGGAUAG